Messenger RNA from Ipomoea triloba (trilobed morning glory), 1751 nucleotides. RefSeq names its product mitochondrial inner membrane protein OXA1-like. Bases 160 to 1476 code for a protein of 438 amino acids. Gene Ontology annotation, biological process: protein insertion into mitochondrial inner membrane from matrix; mitochondrial respiratory chain complex IV assembly. NCBI's taxonomy places the organism in Eukaryota, Viridiplantae, Streptophyta, Magnoliopsida, Solanales, Convolvulaceae. The record is from RefSeq and is a predicted model, not a curated record. Gene Ontology annotation, molecular function: membrane insertase activity. The transcript has 10 exons. Gene Ontology annotation, cellular component: mitochondrial inner membrane.
CUCAUAUUCUUUUGGAUGAUCUGAAUUAAUAGAAACACUUGGCUGUGACUUCUGUCACUGCCUAAACGGCUAAACCCCCAAAACCCUCGCAUGUUUUUUUCCUGGUAUGCUCCUCCCAUAGACCCCUCUAUUUGCUUUGUCUAGGAGCGUAAGUCAAGAAUGGCUUACAGACGCAGUAGUAUAACAACAACUCGAGCGAAGCUUUUGUACGACCAACAACGAUUUGCCCCAUCAAUUUCUCACAUUCACCGUCACGACGAUGAUCGGAAAAACCCCGAAUCCAGUUCGGAAAACCCUAGACUUUUAACUCAUCUUCGGCACUGUUACUUUGGGAAUAGACUUAGCCCGGGUGUUGGUGUCGCCGGAAUCCCAUUCCAAGACCGGAAAUUUUCUCCUCCUCCUCGGUGGGCCAUGGCUCCCAUUUGGAUGAGGAAUAUGUCGACUAGUGUUGGCGAGGGAAUGAAUAAGAUAGAAUACAUGUCUGGUGUUGCAGAAGUGCUGAGUGAUAAGACUGUUGAAGCUGUGGCUUCUCAAGCUCCCGUGGUGAAUGACGUCGCAGUUGCGGCCGCAGAUUCGUAUUUACCUGUGGCUGCCUUGCAAUAUUUGAUUGACUAUGUUCAUUGUGUUACUGGAUUUAACUGGUGGGCAUCAAUUGUGUGUACGACUCUUUUAAUUAGAUGGUUAACUUUGCCGUUGAUGAUACAACAGCUGAAAGCUACUUCAAAAUUAGCGCUUUUGAGGCCAAAGUUGGAUGAUAUAAGACAAGAGAUGCAAAAUCGGGGCAUGGCUCCAGCAGCUGUAAAUGAGGGUCAGCAGCGGAUGAAGGAGCUAUUCAAUGAACACAAAGUUACUCCCUUUGCCGCCUUUAGGGGAAUUUUUAUACAAGGCCCUAUCUUCGUCAGUUUUUUCCUUGCUAUUAGUAACAUGGCUGAAAAAGUCCCUUCUUUUAAAGAGGGUGGUGCAUUCUGGUUUACUGAUUUGACCACUCCGGAUAGUAUGUAUAUCUUCCCAGUUUUGACUGCAUUGACAUUCUGGAUAACAGUGGAGUGUAAUGCACAAGAAGGAAUGGAAGGAAACCCUUCCUAUGGCACCAUAAAAAAUGUUUCGAGAGCAAUGGCCGCAUUGUCAAUCCCAUUUACUGCAAGUUUCCCAAAGGCGGUUUUCUGUUACUGGAUUACCUCCAAUAUUUUCUCGCUCUCGUAUGGAUUGGUAAUUAAAAGGCCUCAAGUGAAGAAACUCCUCGGUGUACCUAUAAUACCCCCGGCACCUCCACGUGCUGAUCAAAGUCCGGGACUCCCGUUUUUUGAAGCGGUUAAGAAGCUUGCAGCAGCUAAAGAGUACGAAGCGAAACAAGCAGCUGUUGAAGCAACCAAAAGUGCGAGCCAAGAGAUACAGUCAACCGCGGUUCUCAGUCAGAAGGUCAGAAGCUUAGAGAAAGAAGUGAAAGGAAGGAAGAAAGGAAAGAAGAGGCGAUAACUCGGAGAAAGAAAUUACUAUAAUCUGCUUCUUUUUUUUUCUUUUUCUUUUUUUUGAAUUUCCCUAUAGUGCAUAGCAGGCAAAAAAAUGCUGCAUUCUUUAUUAUAAUGGGUGUAGUAGUUAGGUAUUCAAUAAUUUUGUGUUUUUGUUUCUUUCGGGGUUAUAUGUUUUUUCACCACAAUAUACAUGAUGAUGAUGAUGCAGACAUAGGAGUUUCAACAGACUUUCUAAAUUUCUUAGUAAAAUAAGAUUCUAACCAAUAUUUGUUUUAACAA